Messenger RNA from Amphibalanus amphitrite, 2407 nucleotides. Its product is annotated as baculoviral IAP repeat-containing protein 7-A-like. The transcript has a single exon. The coding region runs from base 327 to 1763 and encodes 478 amino acids. Lineage: Eukaryota; Metazoa; Arthropoda; Thecostraca; Balanomorpha; Balanidae. Gene Ontology annotation, cellular component: cytoplasm; nucleus. The record is from RefSeq and is a predicted model, not a curated record.
CAGAGCAGUCUGUGCCGUCGCAACGUGGCAGGACGCUGGGUGUGAGUGAAGGAAGCGACUGAGAUAGGGAGGCCUGAGUCGAGCCCCUCUGCGGGAUGCGAGGUGACGCGUGGUGAGGCGCAAUGUACGAGAACUUCGAGCGGACUGACAUCCUGUUGUCAUGUCCUCAGGGCAGUGUGCCUUGGAUGAGGUAUCCUCUUUCGAACCUCGGCCAAGUCGAGCAGCACUGAAGAGGUGCCGCCAGGUCCAAACUGUUUACGUUCGAGGCUAACUGCGGCAGGGUUGUGACUUCACGUAGUGAUUGUGGUCGCCUCCCAGCCGUCGAUAUGGCUGACAUGCAUGACGAGUCGAAUCGGAGACGGACUUUCUUCGGCUGGCCUAUGCUACGCCCCUCUGCGGAGGAGCUGGCUCGCGCUGGGUUCUUCUACACGGGCUCCGCCGACGUGGCGCAGUGUGCCUUCUGUUGGGUGUCUUUAGGAAACUGGGAUCCAUCCGACGAUCCGUUCGAGGAGCAUCGCAGACAUAGUCCGCUGUGCUCCUUUCUACAUCGCCUGCAGACUGCCCCGGGGUCUGUCGGACAUCACCAAGCCGCUGGUAGGGAUGAGACCGGGCGUCAUCUCCACAGCCCGCCGCCGGCCGUCCAGCCCAGCCCGGCUCCCCAGGAGAUGACCACUGUGGAGUCUCGCCUGGGGAGCUUCCAGGGCUGGCCGGACGGCGCGUGUGUCCGACCGGAGGUGCUGGCCCGGGCUGGCUUCUACUACACUGGUCGUGACGAUCGAGUGCGAUGUUUCCAUUGCGGUGUCACUGUCGGUCAGUGGGAGCCGGGUGAUGAUCCCUGGUCGGAACACGCUCGCCACAGUGCCGGCUGCUACUUUGUGAAGCUGUACAAACCUGCGGAAGGCGGUUCGAGCGGAGAGAAGGUCGCCGGAGCAGGAACAUCACCGGGAGACCGUCAGGGUGGCCGGCCGAUCCUUGGUCGAGGAGCAAGGGAUACGCAGGGGACUGAGAGAGAACCCUCAGUGACAGGAAGGGAGGAUUUUGAAUCCCCAGAGCUGGCUUACCGCGAGCCCACGCCGGCCCAUGAAGUCACGUCGUUGGGCCAAGAGUCGUCCUCGCCACCGAGGCCAUCGGAUGAACCCAGACUGCCACGAGGUCACCCGGCACACGAUCAGGAAGCUGGCCUCGUUCAGCAGUCUGCAGAAGUAGCUCUAAGCCCUGAGAUUGGUCCGGGCGAGGCGCUGUCAAGCCUAGAGUUGCAACAGAUUCGAAACAUCUUAGAGUUGAACCAAGAUCCUGACCCAACGCCAGGAAUGACAGGGGCAACUGAACACCACAGUCAGACACAUGAACUCGAAGAAUCUAACUCACAUCCUGGCCCGACACAGGAAAGAUCCAACCGAGAACCUGAAGCUAUGCGGCGGCAUGUAGCAGAACCCACCCAGCACCUCCACCAGGCGCAGGAUAUUACAGGAUCCAGGCAGUCGCCUAAUGAGGUCUGGGCAGUCGCGAAACUGAGUCAGGAGUCUGCUGCUAUGAACGGUGUACCCACGACGGGAGCUGGGAGCGCCACUGCCCCGGGGGUCACCGAGUACCAGCGUCUACGCGAUGAGCGGCUCUGCAAGAUUUGCAUGGAGGGGGACGCAUGUGUGCUGUUCUUUCCCUGCAACCACAUGGCCACGUGUCCCGCUUGCGCCUUGCUGGUGAGAACGUGCUGUAUCUGUAGGUCUCCGAUCAAGGACGUGAUGCGAGUGUACAUGGCCUGACAUCAACUUUGCAGACUGAAACGAUAGUUACUGCCAAGAACUGCGAUGAUGCGAUAGCUUAAGGUACCGGUAUCGCCAUUGUUUAUUGGUAUCGGAUGCUUUCUGUGAGCGUGAAGUGGUUUAUUUAUUACUAAUAAUUUGUAUACAGUGCAAAGUAAUUUCUAUCAAAUAAAACGUUACAUAUAGGUACUUAUAGUCGGGAACGGAAUGAUUCAGGCAACGUCAAGAUUAGAUAGACUCACGGAUACACUAAACGGGAUGAUAGGACUUAGAGCGUUGAAGGAUAGAUCCAUAGGUAGCAUGAAUCAUGCAAUCAUGACUCAUGGUUCAUAUUAUCUAUGAUAGAGUAUAUUAGAGCGCUGACAGUUGUAGGUAUCAGUGGUAAACAGGAAGCUAAUAUGACGAAUAAUGGCAAUCCGGAAUCGGGAAAAAGUCCAAUGAAUAGCUGCAAUCGGAUGUUUAUUUUCACUAUGGUAUAGUGUCAUGGAUACACGGAUCAGUAAGAGCUCACUGAUCAGGGAGCUCUCCCUACCGCCCAUUCCCAACGUUGUCCUACCUCAAGGCCUUAUUGCUCACCUACCUGGGACCACGUAUCGCCGGACCACCAGCUCUGAGGCACCAGUCGUCCCAGUGUGUUCGUUACU